This is a messenger RNA of Magallana angulata, 953 nucleotides long. Its product is annotated as 28S ribosomal protein S25, mitochondrial-like. The transcript is spliced from 4 exons. Gene Ontology annotation, molecular function: structural constituent of ribosome. Gene Ontology annotation, cellular component: mitochondrion. Bases 86 to 667 code for a protein of 193 amino acids. Lineage: Eukaryota; Metazoa; Mollusca; Bivalvia; Ostreida; Ostreidae. The record is from RefSeq and is a predicted model, not a curated record.
AUUUACGUUACCACAUGGAGUUUACAUCCGGCUAAAUAUUGAAGGUUGCAGAGAAAAUAAGGUUGUCAAGAAAUAUACCGCAAAAAUGGGUCUUAUGCGGGGCCGUGCCCCCAUCAGAAGGACGAUGGAAUACUUAAAGCAAGGGAAACUUUUUCUCAAACCAAAUUUGAAAAUUAUGUUGUCAAAUGUAAUUCCCAACCACCCUGCUAGCUCUGGUCUACAAGAAUUUAUAUUUUGGCAUCUUCCACAACUGCAGUACAAAAACCAAGAAGUCCAGUUCCUUACAUUUCGAUGUAUAUCACCAACACCAUACAUUCAAUUUAUCAACAUGCACGGAGAAUCCAUUGCCAUGGACUGCUACGGACAGAAUAAAGAAGACGUCUACGAGAAGUUUUUCAAAACAUUUUGUUACACAGACUUGGACUUAAUAACAAAGAUUAGAGACCAGCAAAUGUAUGGUUCCGAUCUGAAAAACAAUCGACCUGAAAAUUUUGGGCCAAAAUUCCGCCGGAACUGUAUUUGUCUUGUUGACGGACAAGUGCCUUGUCCGGCAUUUGAGACAUUGCCAAAAGAGCUGCGCGGAAAAUAUACUCCUUUAAAUACCAGGAAUAAGUGGCGUAAAAUUGAGGAAGCAUUGUUACAGAAAGGCCAGGAGACUGAAGUUUGAAAUGAUGUCUGACAGAUCAAAAGACGCUUAAUGUUGCAAUCAAGAGCUAAGAUUUACUGGCUCUUGGUUGUUAUAGAUUUCAUUGUCAGGGGAGAUUAGUGGACUCUCUCUGUUUACAAGAUAUACCAGGUGCAAGAUAUUGCGAUGUAAAAGACAUUUCCAAUUUUUAACAGUUUUCUGUAUUUUCUGCACUAACAGUGUACAGUAACUGUAUAUACCUGACUCAUGAAAUGUUAGAACAUGUAAUUAAUUGUUUUCAUUGAUUUAAAAGUUUUAUACAUCAUCA